AACACCACCCUUAACAUUGCCAUCACAGGGGUGUCGGGUGCUGGAAAAUCUUUGCUUGUCAACGCCCUGCGAGGAAUGACAGACUUUGAAGAAGGUGCAGCCGAAACUGGGGACACGGAAACAACAAUGGAGCAACAGAAAUAUCCCCAUCCCACAUUCCCCAAAGUAACACUAUGGGAUCUUCCAGGAAUUGGGACUCCCCAGUUUGAACCAAAGCAAUACUUGAAGAAGGUACAUUUUGCAGAGUAUGAUUUCUUCAUAAUCGUUGCCUCAAAUCGCUUCACUGCGAAUGAUGCUCUCCUGGCUCAUGAAAUUCAGAAGAUGAGCAAGAAGUUCUACUAUGUGCGCACCAAAGUGGAUGUCAGUAUAGAUUCUGAAAGAAGGAAACCAGACUUCGCUGAGAAAUACCUGGAGAAGAUUAGGACAUGCUGCAGAGAUAACCUGACACAGGCAAGAGGAGAAUCUGUUCCAAUGGUUUUUCUCAUCUCCAGGUAGGAUUUGGAUCUGUAUGACUUCCCCCUCCUUCAAGAGACCUUGGAGAAUGACUUGGAUGAUCUCAAGAGAGAUGUUUUAAUUACAGCUAUGCCAGCUUUUCCCAAAGAAGUCCUGAAGAAGAAGAAGGCUGCUAUGGAGUCCUUCAUAUGA
This is a messenger RNA of Gekko japonicus, 645 nucleotides long. RefSeq names its product interferon-inducible GTPase 1-like. The annotation marks the transcript as partial. Gene Ontology annotation, molecular function: GTPase activity; GTP binding. The record is from RefSeq and is a predicted model, not a curated record. The transcript has a single exon. Lineage: Eukaryota; Metazoa; Chordata; Lepidosauria; Squamata; Gekkonidae. Gene Ontology annotation, cellular component: membrane.